This is a messenger RNA of Priapulus caudatus, 3737 nucleotides long. RefSeq names its product centrosomal protein of 120 kDa-like. The transcript is spliced from 20 exons. Gene Ontology annotation, biological process: centrosome cycle; interkinetic nuclear migration; positive regulation of centriole elongation. Bases 186 to 3401 code for a protein of 1071 amino acids. Gene Ontology annotation, cellular component: centriole; centrosome. The record is from RefSeq and is a predicted model, not a curated record. NCBI's taxonomy places the organism in Eukaryota, Metazoa, Priapulida, Priapulimorpha, Priapulimorphida, Priapulidae.
AUGAUGCUGCAUGACAAUAAUAAAUGGGAUAUAAAUGACCGCACUAUAUGUUAAAAGAACCACAUUUCUCACAUUUGUUAUAAUGUUCGAUAGAUGGCAGCAACGACAACUUCCUGGCAGUUCAAUAUGGCGGAAAUAUUGAAUUGUUGUUCUUAGAUAUUUUGUGUUACGUUGCUAUAUUUUUGAUGGGAUCUGAUAAGGCUAUACUGCUGAUUGUGCAAUUAUAUCGUGGUCGGGACUUUCCACGGCGUCCUCAGCAUGACAUCGUCAUCGCGGCCAAGUUCAAUGGCGAGGAGAUGCGCACAGAUCCAAUCGCUCAUGGUGAGCAGCCACAGAACGACAGCGAGCUCGGUUGGCAGCUGACGACGCGUGACCUCCACAAACACAAGCUACAGCGAACGCCGAUCCGAGUCAAGUGCUAUGCGAUCAAUCGCAAGACCAAGACGCAGGAUCAGAUCGGCUACAUUGUGCUUGACAUUCGCAGUGCCGAGAAUAAGCAACAGGUUCCAAAAUGGCAUCAGUUGUUAAACGGCAAGUAUAGAAAUAAAAAACCGGCUCUACUGGUGGCUGUUACUGUGGAAGACGACACAUUAGUUCCUCAGGGCAAAACUCCUACUCACAACACACAAGUGAAGAACACCCGUGGUGCUGAAGGAUGGACCAGCUUUAGAAACAGCCUAGGUGGUAAAGGUGUUGGAAGUCAGAAAUCUCCAGCUCAGCUCCUGCCAGUAUUGAGGGAGGCUGAUGGGUUUUAUCAGCUCGGCCCUGAGCAGUCAGACAACGAACUAUUCACGUUGUCUGUGACAAUUGCAUUUGCUGCCAAUCUCGCCCAGUUAGUGCCAUCGACAUAUCGUCUGCCGAACAAGGGUGGUUUCUUCUUCUACUACACCCUGCUGGGCAACAAUGUGAUGAGCGAUGCAUUUGCGGACCUCCUCGAUCCCACCUUCCCUGCCGAGAGAAGCUCCGUGCGUGUCAGCAGCAAUCUGGCUACUCUAGCUGCGUUCCUGCAUAAUGGAACCCCACUGCAGAUACACCUGUGCAGUGACGAUCACUCUCUCGGGUAUGCCGAGGUGUCGAUGAGGAGUCUGAUCCCUGAGCAUGAGGAGACCUACUCACAGCCUUAUGUCCUCGAAGGCUUGUUUCAGCUUAAAGCACCCGGGCACAUACAGGAGAAGUUACCUGACCUUCCAGAUGACCAUGCACCAUGCUUGGGAAUGGCAAUUGUGCUUCGCAAAGAUGCUAAUAAGCAGGACAGCACUCUUGCUUCACCGUGUCAUCCGAGCGAAACCAUCCGUGUACCCCACACUCCACCAGUGAGGGAUGGCUCAAGCCAUAGAGAUGGUCAUACAGUGCUGCCAGCCACUCAGCAGCCGGUGAAGAAGAAGCGUGGGAGAGGAAGUCAUACGGAUAGUGAAGUGAGCAGUAUUGCUAGCUAUCACGAGCCAGGCAGGGAAGCCGUAGCAACGACGAAGUACAGGAAAGAUGAAGCCUGGUUGGAGGCGACAUUGGAGACUCGGCCCGUGGCGGCACCAGGACCGCGCGAGGGUCAGUAUCACGCGCAGGCGACAUCUAGUGGUGCGCCGGCGACAUCUAGUGGUGCACCGGCGACAUCUAGUGGUGUACCGGCGACAUUUAAUGGUGCACCAGCGACAUCUAGUGGUGCACCGGCGACAUUUAAUGGUGCACCGGCGACAUCUAGUGGUGCACCGGCGACGAGUCUGAGCACGACAAGCACACACGAGGUCGCCCCUCCCAUGCAGCACCAUUUCCGCUGCUGCAUCGACCUGAGGGAGCUGCGUGCAGCGGGCAUGUCGUCGAGGGAGCAGUGUUACAUCCGGUAUCAGUACCCAUUCUUUGGUGGGGCAGCACCAGUCAUGACACAUCCCACCAUCGAAAUAAGACCGGGUGCCAGCAUUAAACUGCCAAACUCCUUUUGUGCAUUUGACUUUGCGACGUCACCACAGCAUCUUCAACGGAGUUUGCAUGGCUCCCCCGUUAUACUUGAGCUAUGGAGUAGGGACCAGCAACACAAGGACACGUUAUUGGCGCAUGGCAUGCUACCUCUAGGCAAUGUGCUUCAACAAGCCUGCAAGCAGACUCGGGUAGCCGGAGGCAAGGAGAGCUCCCAGCAGUCUAUGGAUGUCAUCGUUCCCAUUCAGAGCACUGCCAGUCCUGGCAGGCAGCUGGCUGACCUCGACACACAUGUAACAUUGGAGGACUUUGGCCAGCUAGCCACUGGACAGAUGCAGGAGAUAAGGAAGAAGCAUCAGGAGGCCAAGCAGCAACCUGAGACAAGUGAGCAGCCGGUAGCGGCGAGUGAGCCAGCCAAGCCGCUGCCGCCACCACAGCCGCGUCCCUCAGCAGCAACCCUCGCCCCAGGUCCACGCGCCUCCUCUGAGUAUCAAGCUGCCCUCGAGCUAGAGCUGUGGAAAGAGGCGCAGGAAAGACUCUUUCAGCACGACUUGCAGCAGCGGGAGUCUACACUCCUUCAGACACUGACGUCUGAAUGGAAGAAGAGGGAGGAGGAGCGAGAGCUUCUGCUGCAGAAGAAGGUUGCGGAGUACAGUGACAUGGAGAGGAAGCUACGAGCAAUCAUCGCCGAGAUGGGCCGAAAGGAGAAGCAGAUAGCUGCACGAGAACAACAGCUGUCGAGACUACAGGAGGAGUGUGAACGAGAUAAGAACACACAGGUAGAUAAGUCACUCACCCAGCUACGGCAGGUGCAGGAAGAAUGUAGACACCAGCUGGAGCUAGAGCGGUCAAAAGUGAAGGAGUUGGAGAUGCAAAAACAGAGACUGCGCGAAGAGGUGGCAGAGUGGGAGAGACGGUACAAGGUGAAGGCAGAGCAGUUUCUACUGUAUAAAGAAGAGGAGAAAAGCAAACCACACACACAGCUGCAAUCUCAAGUAGAUCUUCUCAGCCUUGAAAAGGCAGACAUAGAGAAGAGGUUGGAGUCGGUGACCAAGUCGAAGGUACACUACAAGCAGCAGUGGGGCAAGGCACUUAAGGAGCUCGCCAGGUUUCGCCACCGCGAUCAGCAGCAGGCGCGCGCAGAGCUGGACCGCCAGCAGGAGGAGCUUGAUGGUCUACGCCUCAGGUACUUGGCAGGAGAGGAAAACAUGAAGAUCGAUUCAGAGAGGCACGCACUUCAGGAUAUUAAACAGGAAAUUGCAAGGCUGAGGACUGCUCAGCUGGUUGACAGAGAUGCAGACACGAGUGCUGCGAGUGUGAGGCAGGCCCAAGCGCUAGCCGCCGCCAGUCUGGAGCAGCGCGUGGCCGAGCUCGUGGAGGAGAGAGACGUGCUGCUGCGCACGGGCGUCUACCUGCCAACAGAUCGCGUCGUCGUCGAGCUAGACCGUGAGAUACAGCAGACGCUGGAGCGAUCCGGCACCGCGCGAUGACGCCACGAAAUCUGAUUGUGCGAGCUUACAAAUGAAUUCAAGUCGGCAAUAGUUCAGCGCAUUAUCAAAUGAACCAAAACAGAGUAUUGUUACAUAGAACCUAAGUUUAGAACUGUUAGUGUUAGAAGACGGACAUGUACUUAUAUUUUUCUACGUAUCCAUGUAUGAAGAAACUAAAGCUUUUGAUUGCACAGCAAUUUACAGUUUUUACUGACAAUGUAAUUUAGGAAUUGUAGUUUGCGUGUGGAUCUGUAUGCGAAAUACUGUAUUUAUGAAGUUCUUUGGAUGUAUUAAUAAUAAUAAAGACUAAUUCUAUUAGCCUGCUAUAAAAACCAA